This is a messenger RNA of Globicephala melas (long-finned pilot whale), 7964 nucleotides long. It is a transcript of the gene BEND4, whose product is annotated as BEN domain containing 4. Gene Ontology annotation, molecular function: DNA binding. The record is from RefSeq and is a predicted model, not a curated record. NCBI's taxonomy places the organism in Eukaryota, Metazoa, Chordata, Mammalia, Artiodactyla, Delphinidae.
GCGGCGGCGGCGACGACGGCGGCCACGGCACAGACAGCCACCCUUCCACGCGCGCGCACUCGGGCAGAGCCGUUGGGCGGGCGGCAGAGGCACCCUCGGAGCCAGGCGCCGGGCGCGGAGGGGGCGUGCGACCCGGGACCUGCCCAGAGGCGCAGAAUGGAGGAGGAGAUGCAGCCGGCGGAAGAGGGGCCCAGCGUCCCCAAAAUCUACAAGCAGCGCAGCCCCUACAGCGUCCUCAAGACAUUCCCCAGCAAGAGACCGACGCUGGCCAAGCGGUACGAGCGACCCACCCUGGUGGAGCUGCCGCACGUGCGGCCGCCCCCGCCGGCCUUCGCGCCGCAAGCCGCGGUCUCCAUCAGCAGCAGCGAGCCGCCGCCGCCACCGCAGCAGUUCCAAGCGCAGAGCUCUUACCCACCCGGGCCCGGCCGGGCCGCCGCCGCCGCCUCGUCGUCGUCUCCGUCCUGCACGCCCGCCACGUCCCAGGGCCACCUGAGGACCCCAGCGCCGCCGCCCGCGGCCCCCGCCGCGUCGUCGUCCUCAUCUUUCGCCGCCGUCGUCAGGUACGGCUCGGGCCCGGCGGCAGCCGCCGCGGGCAGCAGCAGCGCGGGCGGCAACGGCGCCAGCCUGGAGCUCAGCGCAGAGAGUCGUAUGAUCUUGGACGCCUUUGCUCAACAAUGCAGCCGAGUCCUUAGCCUCUUAAAUUGUGGAGGAAAGCUUCUGGACUCCAGCCAUUCUCAAUCCCUGAUUUCUUGCGUAAAGCAGGAAGGCUCAAGUUACACUGAAAGACAGGAGCAGUGCCCUGUUGGCAAAGGGGUCCACAGUCAGACCUCAGACAGUGUAGACAUAGAGAUGCAAUAUAUGCAAAGGAAACAACAGACUUCUGCCUUCUUGAGGGUUUUCACUGACUCCCUACAAAAUUACCUGCUCUCCGGGAGCUUUCCGACUGCAAACACCUCCUCAGUCAGUGAGUAUGGCCACCUGGCGGACGUGGAUCCUCUAGCAACAUCCCCCGUGCACACGCUAGGUGGCUGGACCUCCCCAGCGACAUCCGAAUCCCACGGUCACCCAUCCUCUUCUACGCUGCCUGAGGAAGAAGAGGAGGAGGAAGAGGAGGGCUACUGUCCUCGGUGCCAAGAGCUGGAGCAGGAGGUGGUGUCACUGCAACAAGAAAAUGAAGAGCUCAGAAGAAAGUUAGAGAGCAUCCCAGUGCCCUGCCAGACGGUUUUAGACUACCUGAAGACGUUGCUUCAGCACUACAACCAGCUUGUGAUCCCACAGCCAGCCGACCAGCCGGCCGAGGGAAGCAAGCAGCUGUUGAACAACUAUCCUGUCUACAUAACGAGCAAACAGUGGGACGAGGCUGUAAAUUCUUCAAAGAAAGACGGGAGGCGGCUCCUUCGAUACCUCAUCAGAUUUGUUUUCACAACCGAUGAGCUUAAGUACUCAUGCGGCCUUGGGAAAAGGAAAAGGUCAGUGCAGUCAGGAGAGACAGGUCCUGAAAGACGCCCUCUGGAUCCAGUUAAAGUAACAUGCCUCCGAGAAUUCAUUAGGAUGCACUGUACCUCCAACCCCGACUGGUGGAUGCCCUCGGAGGAGCAGAUAAACAAAGUGUUCAGUGACGCUGUGGGUCACGCUCGGCAGGGGCGGGCAGUGGGGACUUUCCUGCACAACGGAGGCUCCUUUUAUGAAGGGAUUGAUCACCAGGCUUCCCAGGAUGAAGUCUUCACUAAAAAUUCCCAGGACGGGUCUGGUGAUUAGUGGACAGAAUGUUUCCACACUAGCAGCCGGUCCGCUCAAGAGUUCCAGUUGUGAAUGUUCUGUUACCAUCACUUUAGAAUCCAGAGCAUGUCACUCUGUCACAUCCUAACGGAGUUAAAGGUUUACACAUCCUAAACCUUAACUCUUGACCUACUGCCACAGUUCCUAGUACAAACCCAUUUUAGGGUUGUUUGGGAAGUCUAUGGAGCCUACAGAGAUUUUCACAGUAUUACAUUAUACAAAGAAAAAAUGACAAUUGAUUUUAAAUGAUGACUAGUUAGACGGUGAGGGUGAAAAAAGAGAGGUGAGCUCCUGGUCACCUGUCCGAAAUCUUCAAGUGAGCUCUGUUUCCUGAGCAGAGCUGGUCCCCACAGAGAUUGGGUUAGUGUCCCUGCCCAUGGGGGAAGGUAGAGACAUGGCGUUAUCCUAAGGGACAAGGAACAAGCAUUCUCUUUAUUUAAUUUAAAUAAGUUGUCUUUAUGUUUUCCAAAGACUUGAAUUUAUACUUCUCAGCAAAGACAUAAGAUAGGUGACAUUGCAUGCUGUGUCUAACAUUGACAGAGCCUGUUACUAAAAAGAAACCAGAGAUCAGAAGCCACCUCUAGACAGUGAUUAAUUGGAAGUCAGCUGUUAUGUUUACCACACAAAAGAAUUUCUCCUGUGUUGAUCAGGAAGGCACUAUAUGAUCUCUGAAGUUAACAAACAGUAAUAGUUUUCACCGUAUCAGUCAAGAAACAUCCAAAGAUUCAAAACCAUUUUCAGAUGCUCGAUUUUGUAAGUUCACAGUUUCCAUAGCCUUAAAUCGGGCUUUGUUGACACGAUGCCAAAGCGCUGGGUUGAACAAUGAGCAUCUCAGUCAGCUAGUUGUUUGGUGCACUGAGGACCAGACAAAGUGAUGUGACUGAUGGGAUUCACUGAAUUGACCAGAUGUUCUGGAAUUGUAUACACACAGCUUCAAGGCCAUUCUGACAACUAUGCAAUGGGCUUGUCUGUAAUUUCUCAGAAAUUUGAGGGUCUUUUUGUGCUGAGUUGAUCUUCAGAAUUUGCAUAAAUCUUGUUUCUUGUUGUCACCGAUGGAAAUGUUUCAUCCCAACUGCUGUGUGCCUCCUUCCCGCCAGUAUCCCCCUGAACUACUGGCUCUGGCUGAGUUAGCGGUGACCACUCCCACCCACUUUCCCCGGUUUAAUAUGUUGAGCAUCAUCUGCGAAGUUAGUAGUAAUGUCUUUGGAACCAUUUCUUAUCCGCAGAUGCUCUAGAGAUGCUAGAAUCUUUCUGAGUGCUUCGGGUUUGGGUGGGAGGGGAGGCUUCCUUUAUCAGCCUAAUCCAGAUGUCUGCAUUCUUUCUAGAGUCAUGGGCAGCUGUUAGUGAAGGCUGCUAAUGUCAUCUACAAACAUGACUAAGGGUUUUGAGAAUGGGUUGGAAAUUCAUUUCAAGUUUAUGAGCAUCCAUGCAUAAAGAGGGUUUUUUGCCACCUUUUGACAAAGUAAAAUAAUAAAUUACCCUUUAUCUUCUAUAAUUAGCAUCAAUUCUGUGCAUGACCCUAGCAAUAGGUCCUUGUUUAGCUUUUGUUACGAUUAUUAGUUUCGCCCACUGAAAAGUUUGUUUAUAGAGAUGGUCAUUUGUCAGAUCUGUUAAAUGGUAUGGGGAGAACUAAUAUUUCAAUCCUGUUUUGGAGCAACUUAGCUAAAAUUUGCAGGUAAAGGAAAAGAUAAGGGCAAAUGCGGUGCUUCUGGGAACGAUGAGACUAAUAUCUUUGGCUCUCCGAGGAAGAAAGAUACUCCCUGAGGCGUUUUCAAGGUCUAGAAGUCAAUAUCUUAUAAGAAUCUUUGGUGACAUGAAAUCUUUGCCAGGAGAAAAAUACCACCAUAAUCUCACCUGUCUUUCCAUCCUACUUUUCCUUUCUUUGCAUUGGACUUUAGUUAUCCUUACUGCUGAGUUCACUGUCCUUUUUUGUUCUAUAGCAGCAAUAUUUGACCACUGCCUUAAAAAAAAAAAACAAAAGAACUUCCAAUUCUUAUCGUUUCCCUGAAAGCUUGCGAAUUCCACACAUGUUCACAUCUACGCGUCAUCAUGGAGCCGAGUGUUGGGCUGAUCUUCACGGAAGGUGGUGAUGGAGCAUUUCUGCAUUCAUUCUCCACAGCCUUACAGGUCGGCAUCCUUAAGACAAGUGCUUGCUCCACUCCUGUUAUCAUCCCCUGAGAAGGCUCCUGGGGUCAGGAGGCUCUGCCCCUCAAGGCCCGUGGUCGCACCAGCCUUUGCUCGAAGGUACACCUGAUCUCUCCCUCCCACCCCUGUUUUCAGGUGAAUUAUCUCUCUAUCAGCUGUUUUCCAAUACUUCACAAAUUCUAAAAUGUUCAGAGCUGCACACUGGUCAUCUCUUACGCACAUGAGCGAUCCAGGCCCAGAAAGAUGACUGACUUAGCAUCACACGGCCAGUUCUAACGCCUCUCCUGGGUCUAGGACCUACGAUCCCCUGUCCCCAGUCAGACGUUCCAUUCCACUCUUCACCGUUGAUGCAGUUGCUGUGUUCCUUUAGCCGAACCCACCGCCUGACGCGGGCACCAAUGGCCCUCGGGCUGUGACACAGUAUCUGCUCGGCUGUUCUGCUUUGUCCUCUCCUUAGUCCAUGUCACAUGCUGCUAUUUGCACUUCCCCUUUAAGGCUGGUAUAUUACCUGGCUUGUGGUGGUUGCCUGCAUGGUCACCUGAUUUUCAAGUCAGGGUUUGCAAGGAUCGUUCACUUAUUUUUUUGGUAAGGCCAUCGCAGCCUCUGUAGCAAGGUUAAAAGCUCACCAGUGAGAAGAUUGGAUGCUGUCACUGCUCUGUCAGCCUUUCCGUUGAUCUCUUUGGAGACCUGGAGACCUGUAUAUUUUCUUGAUUUGAUCUUCUACAUCUUUGUCUGGCAGUUGGACAAAUUGCUCUCUUGAGGAGACAUUCAUACUCAUGUCAGCUUUUAGCAGCUUCCCUGAGUCAUUUUAGCAUUGGAAUAACAUAGAUUGAAUUAAAACAGCUCAGGAUGCCGCUUUGCUCCACCUCAUUGGUGAGAGAAAAGGUCAUAGGUCUGGCCUGACACCACAGACCAAAUUUGGUAUUUUGUCAGUGACUGGGCAUGGUUCAUAAUCCCAUCUAUCAAGGCAACCAUACCUACUCUCAGUGACAGUGUCUUGAUGUGUCCUGAGGUUUCCCAAAUUAAAGUCAUAUCACAAAGAGCAUGCCUGCUUUCCCAGUGAAUGGAACGCCAAGUGCAGUUCCGCCUGGCCCAGCAUAACCCUUCAGUGAUCUGUUUGGGGGAUGUAGGCCAGGAACCGGGAGUUGGGGUGGGGGGAUGCGUCAUAUUCUGCGAGCAGUUACUAAGCUCCCACUUCUCACGGUCUCUUUUGAAGGUCCACCAUUCACAAUCUCAUGGUUUAACCUCAGUAUUAAAUGCUUUGGAGAAAAACUGUCAAUUGAAAAUAUUCAGCCCUGAACCCAGGCUCCACUCUCUUGGUUGAGAAUUUCCACCAGAGCACUGAGGCUACUGUCACCAUUUAUGUUUCAUAAGGCUUCACUAGGAACGGAGAGGAUAAUAUUAGAGCAUUUGCUGGAAAUAGCCAUCAUCUCCUUUGGUAGGGGAAUUGGAAGAUAUGUUAUACAUGUGGCUACUUCAUAGCUGUAGGGCAAGUGGGUCAUUUUAUAUCCUGGAUCUUCCUUAGCCCUUCAUCAGUCAUAAACACAUUGACCCGAGAGAAUUGUUCACCAGGAUUAUAAGGCGAUAUAAAUUACUCAAUAUCUUAUUUGAUCCAGCUCCUCCGUGUGUCAGAUAUCGAAAGAAUGGUUAAGUCCAGUAUAUUCUUGUGAUAUCAGAUGUUUUCCAAAAAUCUAGACAAUAAUACAAACUUGGGAAUCUACAAGUUCAUGAUGUCUACAUUUUCCCGCCACCUUUAAUGGCUUGACCUCCUGUUGCUAUCAGAAAACGGAUGGAGCAUGAAGUAGGAUGAAGCAUGCACUGUUUUCCGGAAAGCAAACGUACGUUGCCCUCAUGUGAAUUCUGUCAUUCAGUGUGUACUCUAGAACCUAAACCUGAUACCCACUGACUACCUCCUUAGUUUUUCUUCGAUUUCUAUCAUUUUAAAAAGUCUCAUUCUUGGAUAACUUCGUUUUAAAAAAGAUUUAAACUUUUCUCAUUUCACAGUACAGCUGUUUGUAAUUUUUGACAGCUCUUAUAUACCAGUUUUUAGAAAUGUAAUAGAAAGUGAUUUUGCACAUAUGGUGCAAGCCUUGCUGGUGCGUGUUUAAUGUGGUGACACUUGCCAAAACUGCUUGGCAAAACAUGUCAAAUAGGAUGCUUGAGUCAGAACUCUAGUGUAAAUGUGUCUAAACAGCAGUAUGUAUCAUUAUGAUAUAUUUUUGUAAACAUAGUGAUGGCUUCUUUCAGUCGUGUAAGUACUGGAUAAAAAUAACCACUUCACUUGAAUAAUGUAGAAAAAUGUCACCCAGUUGAUGGCCCUCCGCAGUUACUUACAUUUUAUGAGCCAGUGGCAUCACUUCUAUUUGUGUUAUUAUUUAGAGGAGAGUGAAGAAUUGAUACCAGACAGCAUGGAGUGCAAAAAUAAUAACUCACCAAAACUUGCCUCCUAAUUAACAUUCAAAACUAUAACGGAUAUGUUUACACGUUAGAGACAACUUUUACCCUCCACAGUGUAUUCAGUUGCAAGAAACAUUGAGAGGUCUGGACUUCACUCAUCUAAUGACCAGCUCGGUAAGCUUGGCUCUUGAAAGCACUAAAUUACCAAAUCUUUGUGGUAAAAAUAACCAGAUUAAAUUUCCUCCUGACCAUCCAUAGCUGGCUAAUAUACAGGCUAGGUUUUCACUGAAUCGCAAUUCCCCAAAUUACAGUGAAAAUUCAUCUGCUAAGAUGACUUAUUCAAAAGCCUGUUCAUUCUCAGAAUAAUUGCCCCACUACAAGUAGCCAGAUGGGUCUUGUGCACAUUGGCCCAUUCAAAACCCCCAACAAUAACAAUAGCUAUAGCUUAUAUACGUUGAGCCCUUGUGCGCCAGGUACUUUGGUAAGCACUUUAAUGCAUCCUCUCAUUUUAAUCCUCACAACCACCCUCUAGGGUGUUAUUGUUACCACCCCAUUUUAUUGAUAAGGACACUGCCCAAGGUACUCAGCUAAUAAGAGGAAAUCUUUGGGUUUAGUAAGCAGAAUGACUAGUUCAGUUUUCCCUAGUAGUUAAGGUUCUCAAACCCCUUAAACACUUUGGAAUGGAUUUGUUGUUUAAUUGAGGUAGUGAAUAAAUUAAAAUUUGUUCACAUUUCUGUCAUAGGUUCCCAGUACAAAAACGCAGGGAUAUAAAAGCAAAACUUUGAACUCAGUGACGUGAUGGUCUUUGGGAACGGCUAGAUGGUAGAAAUGGCACUGGACAUCAGAGCCAAUGUCCAUUCACUUUUCACAUUUGUUGUAUUCAUAGCCUUAGAAUUGAUGAGUCUGGUUUGGAAGGGAGGGUUUCAAUCUAUGAUGUCACUGUGAGAACUGUCGUGAAGUUUUUGUAGGAAAAUACAGUAAUCUGUUCUUUCCUGUAGUUGUGGCUUUAACAUCUCUGGCUGUGUUUAAGUUCAAGAGCUUGCCGUGGCCACCAGGGCCUGGCUUUGUUUCUAAGGAAUAGGGCAUGCCAGUCCAUGAGAGGGGUCCUGAAACCUUCAAGGUCCCUGGUCUAGUCCGACCCUGCCCCAUUUAAGCAUUGCCCUCGUGUGUCUCUCCUCUCUGGAACUUCAUGUAGCAGCCUAACACUGGGGCCAACUUGCCUUUACUCUAUUUUCUAUGAUGAACACUUGUGGAGAAACUGUGACAAAUCCAUUGAUCCUAAUAUUUUUAUUGUUGAAGUCUUGUUGAUUCUCUAUGAAUAAUUUCUAUUUGAUUGUACUGUGUAGAGUUAAAACCCACCAGAGGUAUGUUAAUAAAACUAUAAAUGCAUAGUGUAAUAUAGAAUAGCAAGAUUUUCUGUGAACAAUUUAUAUAGAAGAGUAAGUUGUUUUUUAAGUGUUAGCACUUUCCUUUUAGGAACUGAAAAUGUUAUAAGAGUUUUCUAAACAUUCAAUAUUUUUAAUUAUAAGAAACAUUUGUUACUAGAGCCAAUUAUUUCAGGUGUUCUAACUGGAGUAUUGAUUUUAUUACCUCAUAUACCUCUAGAAUGCCACAUGUUCUGUUGGAGAUGAAAUUGCACAAUA